Messenger RNA from Acanthisitta chloris (rifleman), 675 nucleotides. Its product is annotated as transmembrane emp24 domain-containing protein 11-like. Lineage: Eukaryota; Metazoa; Chordata; Aves; Passeriformes; Acanthisittidae. The transcript has 5 exons. The coding region runs from base 11 to 664 and encodes 217 amino acids. The record is from RefSeq and is a predicted model, not a curated record. Gene Ontology annotation, cellular component: endoplasmic reticulum-Golgi intermediate compartment; endoplasmic reticulum; COPII-coated ER to Golgi transport vesicle. Gene Ontology annotation, biological process: intracellular protein transport; Golgi organization; endoplasmic reticulum to Golgi vesicle-mediated transport.
AGAAAAAAACAUGAAAAGCCAAUUAAUAGGAUUUCUUAUGAACUUUUGGAUUUCUUUUUCGCUUGCUUUGUAUUUUCACGCUGGAGAAAGAGAAGAGAAAUGUAUAAUUGAAGAUAUUCCCACUGACACGUUGGUAGUUGGGAAUUACAAAGUACAACGUUGGGAUAUUCAUACACAUGAAUUUCUUGAAUCUGCUCCUGGUUUGGGAAUGUUUGUGACUGUCUCAGCUCCUACUGGUGAGGUACUAUUGUCAAAACUGUAUGGGCCACAAGCAACAUUUUCUUUUACAUCCUAUCUCUCUGGGGAGCAUAUUAUCUGUUUCCAGUCUAACUCCACAAGAUUUUUGGCAAUUGGAGGAAACAAACUGCGUAUCCAUUUGGACAUUAGAGUUGGAGAACAUUUUUUUGAUGAAUCUGCUGCUCAUGCCAAAGACAAAGUGAAUGAAGUUAAUGUCAGACUAGAACAUCUAAUUGAGCAAAUUCAUCAUGUAUCCAAAGAACAAGACUAUGAAAGAGAGCGUGAAGAAAAAUUUCGGAAGACAAGUGAAGAAACAAACAGCAAUAUUUUGUGGUGGGCUAUAGCACAAACACUAAUCCUCAUCUCUGUUGGAAUAUGGCAAAUCAAAUCUCUCAGAGAUUUCUUUAUAUCUAAGAAGCUUGUUUAAAUCUUAUAAAG